Messenger RNA from Bursaphelenchus okinawaensis, 847 nucleotides. NCBI's taxonomy places the organism in Eukaryota, Metazoa, Nematoda, Chromadorea, Rhabditida, Aphelenchoididae. The record is from the annotation of a GenBank genome assembly.
AUGUCUGGUGUAAUCGAGUCAGCUCCAGUUUUGUACGGCAAAGGAGGUCCUUCAUCUUCAAAAGCGGCCGAAAAACAGAAUGUUAUUAUAGAACCUCCUCCAGCUCCUGCUUUCAAGACCGUGGUAUGUUUUAACUUAUUCUUUGAUUUUUUAGGCUUUUGUAGUUGACUUUGUUACAAAGAUAUUAUAAUUGAACAAUUACUUUGUUAUUUACGUAAAAUGUCAGUUUAUUAAUGUUAUGUGAGUUUAUUUUCACGUUUUCUAGGCUCUACCCUCUGAUGUGGAACUCAUCCAAGCAAGGAAGCAAGCUGCUGAAGCCCACAAGAACUCUUACUUGGGCCAAGUGAUGAAAGGUGAUAAGAAGAUGAAGAGGUUUGUCAGAACUGGUGGUGGUCAAACUUGGGAAGAUCCUUCUUUGGCUGAAUGGGAUCCCAACGACUUCAGAAUCUUUUGUGGUGACCUUGGAAACGAAGUUUCUGACGAGUUGUUGUCUAAAGCGUUUAGGAAAUAUGGUAGCUUUCAGAAAGCGAAGGUCGUUCGGGAUGCUAGGACAAACAAGCCUAAGGGAUAUGGAUUUGUGUCGUUUAAGCUUCAAGAUGUAAGUGAUUAGUCUAAGAUUGAUUUUUAAUGUUUGACUUAUAUUUUAGUUGUGUUUUUCGUUUUUGUAUAUAUAUUCAAAAUGUCUUAAUGUUUAUAUUUUUAGGAUUUCGUAAGAGCGAUGCGCGAAAUGGACGGUAAAUAUGUUGGCAACAGACCUAUUAAACUCCGAAAGAGCACUUGGAAAGAUAGAAACCUUGAUCUAGUCCGAAGGAAAAACAAACAAAAGCAGAAACUUGGACUUAUUUAA